Hylaeus anthracinus is the source of this 1360-nucleotide messenger RNA. RefSeq names its product DNA-directed RNA polymerase I subunit RPA12 (gene RpI12). NCBI's taxonomy places the organism in Eukaryota, Metazoa, Arthropoda, Insecta, Hymenoptera, Colletidae. The coding region runs from base 147 to 524 and encodes 125 amino acids. The transcript has 3 exons. Gene Ontology annotation, cellular component: RNA polymerase I complex. Gene Ontology annotation, molecular function: DNA-directed RNA polymerase activity; nucleic acid binding; zinc ion binding. The record is from RefSeq and is a predicted model, not a curated record. Gene Ontology annotation, biological process: DNA-templated transcription; termination of RNA polymerase I transcription.
CUAUGAAAUGUUGAAUAUUCUAAUCAUCUGUGAGCACGAUCAAUGCCAGUUAUAGCAGAAGAUUGUUUUCAUACGUUCACGUGUGUUUUAAUUUUGUAUCGUUUUACACUGUUAGAAACAUUUCGUUAUAUUACUUUGAAUUACAAAUGGCGCGGAACAAUGAUACUGUCUCGUUUAUAAGCACACCUGGCUUUUGUUCCGAUUGUGGAUCAAUUUUGCCUCUGUUGAAUGACUACGGGGAUGUUAAAUGUUAUGGUUGCAAACGAAGCUGGGGUCCUGAAGCUUUCGGAGAUAUGGCAAUGUCUUAUACUAUCCAUUUUAACGAUAAAAAUGUUUAUGGAUCUACUAAACAACAGGAAGACAAUGAAGAUGAUGCAGAAGGUCCAAUAGUUGAACGAAAAUGUCCACAGUGCAAUAAUGAUAAAAUGUCAUACGCUACCUUGCAGUUGAGGUCUGCAGAUGAAGGACAAACUGUUUUCUACACAUGCACAAAAUGCAAAUACAAAGAGACAGAGAACUCUUAAUAUAAAUUCACAUUGCACAUUUGAGAAUUUCCAAGAGUACUAACAAUUUGAUCAAUUACUCUGGGGCAAUCGUCGAAACAUGAACACUCUUUGUUAAUAAAACAUAGAGCUUUAUUCAUGAUACACUCAACAAAUAUCAAUGAAGGGACAAUAAUAAUUUCAUAAUACCGCUGGAUUAUCAUUAUAUUUUUGUCCUAUUUAUGUGUGGUUGGGUACUUUUAAUUAUGUAUUUUUUAAUUGUAUAUACUCGAUUAAAUAUUUUGUACAAUAUGUCGGAAUGAAAGUUAACAAUUAGUUUAAGAAAUUUCUGUUAAUUCGUUCUCGAAACCAUUACAGUGGUCCUUUCAUUAUAAAAUCGACGUAUUUAAAGAGUUUGUUAGUACAUUGCUUAGACUAUGGAUAGACUUAAUUGUUACUAGUAGUCGCAGUAUCAUAUUUUUAAUAGUAAAGAGAAAUAGAUGAGCUAUAUUACGUCCAGGAAUUUUUUUAACAAACAGCCCAUUAAUUUAAUUAUAUACACGACGAGAAAGAUCUUAAACUACGAUAGUUGAAGGCUUCGUUAUCCUAACGUUAAUAAAAACCAACAAGAAGAAAUUUAUUUUUAUAAUCAAACAAUGUUCUUUAACGAUUAUAUUAAUUUACACAAUCUACGGUUGUGCAUUUGUAUAUUUAUAACAUAAAACAACAUAGCUAACACUAGCAGCUCGUAUCACAUAAACGAUUGUAAAACAAUGAAAGCUCUGUUAACGGUUAUAUUAACUAUUAAUAAUGUACGAGUCGUGCACCAUCACCGAUCAUUUCUAAACUAAAUAAAACAUUAAAUACCAUCAACAAUA